UAAGAAUGAAACAAUUCAUCUUCAUUGCUUUCUGUUUAACGGCAGUUGUUGCUGUUGCAGUUGAAAAAUAUACUACCCGAUACGAUGGCGUGAAUCUUGACGAUAUUUUAAAGAAUAAAAGAUUAUUAAAAGGUUACACCAAUUGUUUAUUGGAUAAAGGGCCUUGCAGUCCCGAUGGAACUGAACUUAAAACUGAUUUACCCGAUGCUUUACAAAACGAUUGUGCGAAAUGUACCGAUGUUCAAAAGGCUGGUGCUAAAAAGAUUAUUAAUUUUUUGAUCGAUAAUGAAUCAAAAAUCUGGAAUGAUUUGGAAGCAAAAUACGAUCCACAAGGAGUGUAUGUGAAACAAUAUAGAAACAAAGCACAUGCGGAAGGUAUCAAGAUCUAAAUUAAUAUGUCAAAAUGGCGAUUAAAAGGAUGUUACCUUAUUAAUCAUGUUUUUUCAAUUUACAUUUUUUAAUAAAUUUAAAUGAAGCAUU
Onthophagus taurus is the source of this 480-nucleotide messenger RNA. Its product is annotated as ejaculatory bulb-specific protein 3-like. NCBI's taxonomy places the organism in Eukaryota, Metazoa, Arthropoda, Insecta, Coleoptera, Scarabaeidae. The record is from RefSeq and is a predicted model, not a curated record.